GACCCGGUUGCCUGGCAGCCGCCGCCGCAUUGUGAGGCCGGGACCCAGCGGCUGCAGCGGCGGCUCCCCUGGGCAGAGCCAUCCCCCCCCCGGCCCCGCUCCCCUCCCCGGCCCCCGGCCCCAUGUCCGCCUACCACUGGGAGGCCCGGCGCAGGCAGCUGGUGCUGGAGCGCAGGCGGCGGACCCAGCUCCUCCAGCAGAAGGCGGAAGAAGCCGCCAAGAAGGCUCCGGAGCAGAGACCUGAAAUCAACCCCCCCCCGCCGCAGCCCCAGAAGCCCCCCCCGCCAGUCACCUGCUCCUGCCAGUGCUGCCCAUGCAAGUGUCAUUACGUGACGAUAAGCAGCGCAAAACUGCCACGUAGAUACUCAGCUGUGCAAUACAUACAACAAUGGUAAUGACCGAGUAACCAGCAACGCAGGAAUGACUCCCCGUCUAGUAACAUGCCUUUAAGCACCAAGGAGAUCAAGAUAAGUGCAGCUGAAUCCAACACCAUAACGAAGCCAUCAGCAUGAAGAACACAUAGGACCUGCCGGUCACUUCCCAUUAGGGGCUGUAACCCUUAAUGUGUAAUAAACUCUCCACACCCACAGAACAUUA
Molecule: messenger RNA, 597 nt
Organism: Malaclemys terrapin pileata
Lineage: Eukaryota; Metazoa; Chordata; Testudines; Emydidae
Gene: CCDC200
Product: coiled-coil domain containing 200
Exons: 4
Coding region: 123-395 (90 amino acids)
Source: RefSeq, a predicted model, not a curated record